Hyla sarda is the source of this 2588-nucleotide messenger RNA. RefSeq names its product PBX/knotted 1 homeobox 2 (gene PKNOX2). The transcript is spliced from 14 exons. Gene Ontology annotation, biological process: regulation of transcription by RNA polymerase II. Gene Ontology annotation, molecular function: DNA-binding transcription factor activity, RNA polymerase II-specific; RNA polymerase II cis-regulatory region sequence-specific DNA binding. The coding region runs from base 468 to 1943 and encodes 491 amino acids. NCBI's taxonomy places the organism in Eukaryota, Metazoa, Chordata, Amphibia, Anura, Hylidae. The record is from RefSeq and is a predicted model, not a curated record.
GCCGGAUUUCUUGAAGUUACGGUGCAGAUUAGCAGUGAGACAUUGCGAUGCUUUUGGAGUUGUGGCGUGAUGUGGGCAGCGGAUGAUGUAUGUUAAUGUUCCGCAUUUACCUGUGCGCGUCCCUCGUUCGCCGACCGAGCUGAAGAGCUCGUCGUUUUCGAGGCUUGUGUUGCUGCUACCGUUAAAUAAGCCUAUUUCGGAAUUCCUAGCAAAGCCUGGAGAUGAGAUGACCUGAGUUUUAAGAGACAAGGUCAUGUGGUCCCCCAGUCAUCGCUGAGCACAAUUUCAACCAGAUAUUCCCAAUGAUUUGAUCAGUUCAGUCACACAGUACUCUACAGAAAGGUGCAUGGAGGAGUAAUCAUCGACUUCCAUCAUCUCCUGGACGGCGAAGAAGUUUACAGAGAACUUCCCAAGCUCUUCUGCUUCCAGUGAACACUCUGCACGGGCCCUAGAUGUGAAUCAAUCCCAUGAUGCAACAUGUGUCCCCAGCACCAGCUCUGUCAAUGAUGGCCACCCAGAGUGUGCCGCCACCCCCUUACCAAGAGAGCCCACAGAUGACGGCCACGGCUCAGCAGACUGCUAAGGCCCAGCCAGUCCACCACCCGGCAUCCUCUGCGGCAGCGAACCCUGUCCCUGGUGCACCGAUUGACCCUCAGGCUCAGCUGGAAGCUGACAAGCGUGCUGUCUACAGACACCCCCUGUUCCCGCUCCUGACGUUGCUCUUUGAGAAGUGUGAACAGGCCACGCAAGGGUCCGAGUGCAUUACGUCUGCCAGUUUUGAUGUGGAUAUCGAGAACUUUGUCCACCAGCAAGAACAAGAGCAUAAGCCAUUCUUCAGCGAAGAUCCAGAGCUGGACAACCUGAUGGUGAAGGCAAUCCAGGUCCUGAGAAUCCAUCUGCUGGAAUUGGAGAAAGUAAAUGAAUUGUGCAAGGAUUUUUGCAAUCGGUAUAUCACCUGCCUGAAGACGAAAAUGCACAGCGAUAAUCUGCUCAGGAACGACUUGGGUGGCCCCUAUUCCCCGAACCAGCCAUCCAACAGCAUUCACACACAGGAUCUGUUACAGAACUCCCCCAACUCACUGUCCGGACUAUCCAACAACCCACAGGGAAUCGUAGUGCCGUCCUCCACCCUUCAGCAGAGCAGCCUCUCCAUGACGACCGUCAACUCCUCGCAGGUUGUAUCAGGAGGUGCACUUUACCAACCAGUUGCAAUGGUAACAUCCCAGGGACAAGUAGUAACUCAAGCUAUCCCCCAAGGAGCAAUCCAGAUUCAAAAUGCACAGGGAGAUGUGAAUCUGAUGAAUAUAAAGCACAUUUCAUACUCCGGCUUCUCUGCUGUCCCACAGGUCAAUCUGGAACUGACCUCUCUGCUUGACGGGGAAGAUAAAAAGUCUAAAAACAAGCGCGGAGUCCUCCCGAAGCACGCCACCAACAUAAUGCGCUCAUGGCUUUUCCAGCACCUAAUGCACCCGUACCCAACAGAGGAUGAGAAGCGGCAGAUCGCAGCACAGACAAACCUUACACUAUUGCAAGUCAACAACUGGUUCAUUAAUGCUCGGCGGCGCAUCCUGCAGCCAAUGUUAGACGCCAGUAAUCCUGACCCAGCACCGAAAGCAAAAAAGAUAAAGUCUCAGCACCGGCCAACCCAGCGGUUCUGGCCCAACUCAAUUGCAGCUGGAGUGUUACAGCAACAAGGCGUGUUACCUGGGACCAACCCUGACGGUUCCGUGAACCUCGACAACCUGCAGUCCCUUUCUUCGGACGCUCUGUCCAUGCAGCAGGCCAUGAUGAGCGCACAUGACGACUCGCUGGAUGGAACAGAAGAAGACGAGGAGGAGGAGGAGGAGGAGAUGGAAGAAGAUGAGCUGGAGGAGGACAGUGAAGAUCUCCAGACAACAAAUGUUAGUGACCUGGGCUUAGAACAAAGUGACUCCCUGGAGUAGCGAACUGGUGACCACAAUAGACAUGAAACCUCAGCCUGGGAUUAUUUGUAAUGGCCGCUGGUUUACCUAAAUGACUGAAGCCCACAGGCUGCACAUGCUUGGAGUAAUGUCCGCCCUCUGCACACUGUGGUGAACCAGAGCGGGGCCAUUCACCUCUCCCAUAAACACUACGGACGAGUAAGGCUGAGACUCCUGUAAAAUGCAAUUUCUUGUUCCGGUCUUCAAACAGAAGGAUGUAUACACAGUCGUCUCCCUCCCGGGCCCAUGUCUGGGGGCGGCUGCUCCCCGGCUGUUAUUUAAGUGACGGACACAUGUUUACAGCGCCACAUGUUGUGGCCACAUUGUUUCCCGUUUUGUUUUUUAAGAACUGAACAUGUUUUUAGGUCAAGCUUUUUUUUUUCUGUACUAUGGAGACUGAAUGCUAUUGAAAUGUUUUCCCCUCAUCUGUAUCUAUAAGAUAUGCUGGACAGCCGCGUGUGGAUCUAUAUGGAUAAAACGAUUCAUCUCUAGGACUUCAAAAAAGACAAAAAAAUAACCCCACAUUUGUGUGUACCACACUCCCCCGAUCUCUCAGAUAACGGACUAUUAUCAGACUCAUCUAUUUUGGCAAGUGAACUGUUUUAUGAAAUUUCCAUAUAAACAGAG